Molecule: messenger RNA, 657 nt
Organism: Amyelois transitella
Lineage: Eukaryota; Metazoa; Arthropoda; Insecta; Lepidoptera; Pyralidae
Exons: 1
Coding region: 1-657 (218 amino acids)
Source: RefSeq, a predicted model, not a curated record
AUGAAUACAAAAGACGGAAAAGUAAGACCGAGGUCACCAACAUUUAGGCGAAGCCGGCCUGUCCCCAAAGUAUUCGAUUUUGAACAACAUGAAAACGCGAAUAAGAUUAUUCCAAGCGUUGAACUCCAAACAGUGCAAGAAGAAACGAAAACAGACAUUGUUGAAGAAACCCAAGAGCCUUGCGAAGCUGUAGAUACAACUGAGGCAGCCGAUGCUUUCAAGUCCGAGUUUGAGAGAUUCGUAGAAAUUUCCAAAUAUUUUUCAAGUCCCCUACGUAAAAGUGCCUCAUAUAUUUGUGAGAAUCGCCUUGUAUCCUAUCCUAAUCCACUAACAGUCAAUUUCAAGCGCGGAGGAGUCACAACACAUCACGUAAAAUUCUCUAACCUUACUUUAGAACCAGUAUAUAUCAAGCUUUACAAGUUGAUACCAGAUUUAGAACAAGUUAAAUACAUAAACCUGACUUUGUCUCGAUGCAAAAGGAUUCCACCCGGUUUGUCCUUCAAUUUAGGAUUUGUUUACGAUGACGUUAAUGAAAAGCCAUCUUGCAAUGCAAAAAUGAUCUUUGUGGCGUCCAGAAAAACUACUACACCAUGUUAUCAAAUUUGCGAAAUUGAACUUGAAAUUGAAGCACAGAAAAUAAGACUUGUUACUAUUUAA